CCUCGGGGCCCGCCCUGCGCCCAGGUCUCCUCCCCGCGGCGGGGUUCGGGGUCGGGGACGCGCGGCGGCAGCCAGGCCCACGUUCCUCUUACUUCCCGCCUUUGUCCUGGGUUCCUGUGGCCGAGUCUCCGCACCCGCCCCUGGCCGCCCCACGGCCCCGGGGAGUGAUGACUCAUUUCCUUUCCCCAGCUGACAUCAUCGUGCCCCCACCGUGGCCUGGCUCGGGCGGCUGCCUGCGCCCUCCCAGGCCCCCUCCCUGCCCCUCUCGGCGCGAGGGCGCAGGCGCGGCCUGGCGCGGCGCUUCUCGGCCAUCAGGGAGCGCCGGAGCCCGCCGCGCUCUCCCUGGUCUCCUGGGUCGUCCCUGCCACCGCCCGGGCCGGCGGGGAGGGAGGGACAGAGACUGGCCGCGGCCCCGCUCUCCCGCUGGGGGCCUGGGAGUCAGAGCUCUCACGGUCACAGAUGGGGAAACUGAGUCCCGAGCCUUGACCAAGGCAGUACAACCCCCGCUGAGAAGUGGGGGACUGGAAUUCAGGACGCUGGGCUCCAGGCCGGUGGUUUCCCACAGACCUGAGGUGUUAAUCUACCCGCACCCCAUGACCCCACCACUCCCUAUUGCCUCACAACCAGCCAGAUUCACAUAUUUGCUGUAUAUCUGGACCCCUGAGCAGGCUGCCUUUGCAUUUCAUAAGCGAGACUUGGAGAAGGUGACUCCUGGAGAAAUCUCUUUAGCCUCCUGCUACCAGGAUGGUUUUGGAUUCCUCUCCAGCCAGCAGCUGGAACAUAGUGGCCUGUGUCAUCUAAAACCAUGAGAUCAUCCCAGAGACGGAGUCUGAUUGUUUCCCAGGAUGAUCU
Messenger RNA from Cebus imitator (Panamanian white-faced capuchin), 852 nucleotides. RefSeq lists its product as uncharacterized. The record is from RefSeq and is a predicted model, not a curated record. Bases 168 to 809 code for a protein of 213 amino acids. Lineage: Eukaryota; Metazoa; Chordata; Mammalia; Primates; Cebidae. The transcript has 3 exons.